AUGAAUAGAUCUCGUCUAUUUCACUAUCAUCAAUCUGAACAAGAACUUUCUCCAGAUGAUAGCAUAGCAGAAUUAAAUAUUCUCUGUCGAGUUUGUUAUAAAUAUAAUCGACAUCGAAUCAAUGAUGAUGAAGAAAGUAUUUGUGUAUGUAAACAACCCAAAGAUGAGCAUGAAUCAAAUGAACUGAAGUUUAAGUGGACUAUGAAAAAUAAUACUCGAGAACAUAUUCAUUAUGAUUAUGGUCUAGUUCAAAGUGGUGCACAUUUUGUUCGAUUAGCUUUGGAUACACCAUGCGAAAAAAUUGAAAAAAUUAUUUCUGAUGUCUGGAAAUUUCCAAAACCUUCAUGUAUUGUAUCAAUUCUUGGUAAUACCGAAUUGGUUAAAAUGAGUAAUCAACUUGAAACAAAUUUCAUAAAUGGUAUUGUUAAUAUAAUUCAAAAAUCAGAUACAUGGAUACUUACUAAUGGAUAUGAUUAUGGUGUUGUUCACCUUGUUGGACAAGCACUUCAUAAAGCUAAAUUAUUGAAUUUUGAUAAGAAAUAUGUUAUUACGGCUAUUGGUGUUUGUAAAUGGGGUAGCAUAGCAGAUGUAGAAAAAAUAAUACAUCCAAAAAAAGAAGACAUACAACAGAUAAAUGCUGAAGAAAAGUCUGUUACUCAGAAGAGUAUAUCAAAAGAACAUACUGAUGAUCAAUGGAAUCUUGAAAUGCAUCACACUCAUUAUCUCAUGUUGAAUGAUGGUAGUGUUGGUUAUGAUGAUAUACAAGAUACUCGAUCGAAUGGUCAUGCUGCUGAUUUUCUUACUCGUUGGUUACUUUUUACGAGAGAAUUUGACAAAGAUGUUACAAAUCAAAAUGUAGUCAGUGAAAUUGACGAAUUAAUUAUUAUAUCAUACGAAGGAAAAUGUUCGACCAUGCCUCCUAUAAUAUCAAGGUCAGAAAACGGAUCGAAAUCGAUUGCUAGUGGCACUAAUCGUAUUCAGAAUCAUCUUGAUUCUAAAAAUAAAAAACUUUCACAGAUUUUUAAAAAUUAUAUUGAUCGAUUGAAAAAAGAUAUAGAAUAUACUUUUUUUCGGGAUGAUGAUCCGAAUAACGUCAAAAAACAAGGCAACUAUGAACUAGACGAUGAUAAACAAAAUAACAUGAAUAAACUACUCGAUCAAGUUAUGUUUUGUCUACAACCAGCAAUUCGUACUCAUUUAACUAUAUUUAAUUUGAAUUCGGAUAUUCAUUUAUCAGAAAAAAUUUUUCAAAGUAUUUGUUGUUCACGUGAAAAAUUAGCAAACAUAAGAGAAAACGAAAGAUUACAAAAAUUAGAUACUCGAUCAUGCAAUAAAGAAGACUUUAAAAUUAUGUUUCGUAGAAAUGAAAUCGAACGAAAAAUAGAAAAAACAAAAUUACUUCGUUUAGCAAUGAAAUGGAAUAGUAUUCAGAUUGCAAAAGACUUUAUUUUUCAAAAUUCAUUAGAUAAUAUUAUGAGACAAAAAAAACUUUUUAAGGAAGCUUUAAAAAGUAAUUUACCGACAUUUGUCUAUGAAUUUCUCAAAUUAAAAAUUAAACCAGCUGAUAUAUUCUUUUCAAAAGAUUCACAGUCUCAAAAUAAAUCUAAAUAUGCCACAUUUAUUGCAGAACUUUACCAUGACCAAAAUAAUGAUAAAACUCAUUUAAAAUAUUUUCUUGAGAAGGACGAAAAUAAUAAGGCCAAAAAUAUUGAUUGUGUUGAAAGUCUUAAUAUUGUUCUCGAAAAACUUAUUGGUGAUUAUAUGUAUCGGCUCUAUUUUGAAACAGAACAACACGAAAGGGAGUAUCGAGACAAACAAGGAUUAAUGGAGCAGUUUCUAAAAUCAGAACAAAUUGAACAUAAAUAUAUAAUGCGGGAUUUGUUUUUAUGGGCUAUACUAAUGAAUUAUAUUGAUAUGGCUAAAGUCUUUUUAUCAUUUAUGGAAUAUCGAAUAUGUUCAGCAUUGAUUGCAACAAAAAUUUUAAAAGAAUAUCAUUCGACAGCAUCAUAUGGUGAAUUAAAAGACGACUAUGAAGUAGCUGCAAAAUAUUUUGAAAAAUAUGCAAUCGAUUGUCUAGAUAAGUGUGACGAUGAGGAUGUUGAUCGAGCAUGUGAAAUUAUUUUACAACGAAAUGAACUAUAUGGAUAUGUUACUUGUCUUCAAGUUGCUUCAGAUGCGGAUGAUAAAUUAUUUAUUGCAACACCAUGUUGUGUACAAACUAUGAAUAAUAUUUGGUUUGACAAACUUCAUCCAGAACAAAUAACAUACAGUGAUCGAUUGAAAUGGUUUCUUAGCAUCAUUUCGCUUGGUCUUUUAGCUCCUGUUAUCGUUGCAUAUCGAGAAAACAAAAUGUUUUUUACUCAAGAUAAUGUAAGUUUUCUAGGAAAAGCAAAAACUUAUUUUGGCAAUCAUUUUAAACAAAUGACUGUCAUUGCAAUUAUUCUCUUCUACAUUGGAUUAAUUCUACGAUAUACACAGGCAAAUUCUGAAGAUAACUUUGGGGCAGCUAGAAUUGUAAUGGCUAUUGAUCUUGAAAUAUGGUGGCUUCGUUGUAUGUCAUUUAUUAUUGUUAUACCAUAUCUUGGACCACAUCUUGUAGCUAUUAAAAAAAUGAUUUAUGAUCUUUUAUUUUUCAUGUACAUCAUUGGAAUAGUUAUGAUUGCAUAUGGUGUUGCAUCGCGCUCAAUGGUCUAUUAUCCAAAAGUGAACAAUUUUACCAGAGAAACAGGUGGUCCUAUAGAUGCUAGUUUUGAUGGUCGAAAUGUUUUUCGUCAAAUUAUAUAUCCUGUUUACUAUUUAUUAUACGAAGAAUUUCAUACCCAAUUAGACGAUCUUGAUAAUAAUUCAAAUGCUGGAUGGUCAAUUGCAAAUCAUUUAUUACUUGCUAUUCAUAUGAUUUUUGUUAAUAUUUUAUUAACUAAUUUACUUAUUGCAAUGUUUAGUAAACGAUUUGAUCAAGUUUAUGAAGAAACACAUCAAAUUUGGCAUUCACAACAAUAUUUAUUUACACGCAAAUAUUUUGCACGUUCACCAUUUAUUCCACCAAUAAGUUUUAUGUAUGAUAUAUAUUGUUUAAGUCGUAUGCUCUUCUUCUUUAUAAGACGAAACUAUUUUAAUAAACCAAAAACUAGUAGAACUAAAGUAUUCAAAAUUAUUCCCAAAAAUGAACGUAUCGUAAAAGAAUGGUAUGAGUUUGAGGAUUCAUUCACAAGUGAAUAUGCUCAUGAUCAAGUAAAAGCAUUGAAAAUUGCAUCUAUGAAAUCAAAAUCUAAAUCAGAUUCAGGUAAUGACAAAAAAAAUCAAAUAAUGGGUAAAGAUGAUAAUGAUUCAAAUAAGCCUCUUACUGAUCUUACAAGAGUAAAAAUUGAUUUCGGUAAAUUUAAUUCAAUUAUUGAAAAAGCAAACAAAGAAUUAGAAGAAAAAAAUAAUGAAAAAAAGCAACAAUAA
This is a messenger RNA of Rotaria sp. Silwood1, 3447 nucleotides long. The record is from the annotation of a GenBank genome assembly. Lineage: Eukaryota; Metazoa; Rotifera; Eurotatoria; Philodinida; Philodinidae.